AUGUCACAAGUUCACGUCAACGAAAAGACAGGUGUUGAUUCAGCCGAAGCCAAAGGUACUGAACAACAACCAUUUGCCACCGCCGCAUACGCCUUAUAUGUUACCCCAGGCGCCAAAGUAUUGGUUUACAAACAAUCAGAAGAAGAUGAAACUUUUUCAUACGUUGAAAUUUCCGCUUCUGCUUUAAAGAAAGCCGUCAAGGGUGCCGAAGGUUUAAAAAAGAAGGCCGAAAAGCAAGCCAAAUUAGAAGAACAACGUAAAUUAAAAGAACAAGAAGCUACCGCUAAACUUGCCGAAUUAGACUUAAUCAAGAUCGAAGAAGAUCCAAGUUUGCCCGCUGCUAAGAAGAUCAAGUUAAGAACCAUCCAAGACCACUUGGAAACCAGAGUCUUGGUUCAAGGUUGGAUCCAUCGUUUGAGAGUUCAAAAGGGUGUUGCUUUCAUCACUCUUAGAGACGGUACCGGAUUCAUUCAGGCCGUCUUAUCAGGUGAUUUGGCCAAGGCUAGACAAACUCAAGAAUUGACCUUGGAAUCCACCGUUGUUAUCAAGGGUGUCAUUUCUAAGUUGCCAGAAGGUAAGACCGCCCCAGGUGGUGUUGAAUUAAAGGCCGAUUACUACGAAAUCGUCGGCUUAGCCCCAUCUGGUGAUGAUGCAUUCACCAACAAGGUCCAAGAAAACGCCGACCCUUCCUUAUUAUUAGACCAACGUCAUUUGGCUUUACGUGGUGAAUCCUUAUCUGCAGUCAUGAAGGUUAGAGCUGCUUUCCUUGGUGCUGUUAGAAGAUUCUUUGCCGAAGAAGGUUUAUUAGAAGUUACUCCUCCAUGUAUGGUCCAAACCCAAGUUGAAGGUGGCUCUACAUUAUUCAAGAUGGACUAUUACGGUGAAGAAGCUUACUUGACCCAAUCUUCCCAAUUAUAUCUUGAAACCUGUUUACCAGCCUUGGGUGAUGUCUACUGUGUCCAAGAAUCAUUCAGAGCUGAAAAGUCUCACACCAGAAGACAUUUGAGUGAAUACACCCAUAUUGAAUCCGAAUUGGCAUUUAUAGAAUUUGAAGACUUGUUGUCUCAUUUAGAAAGAUUAAUCACCAAGACCGUCCAAUAUGUCUUGGAAGACCCAGUUACUGCUGCCCUUGUCAAGCAAUUAAACCCAAACUUCCAACCACCAAAGAUGCCAUUCUUGAGAAUGGAGUACAUCCAAGCCUUGGACUGGUUAAACGAACACGGCGUUCUUAACGAAGACGGCGAGAAGUUUAAGUUCGGUGAUGAUAUCGCUGAAGCCGCUGAACGUAAGAUGACCGAUACCAUCAACCAACCAAUCUUGUUGAUCCGUUUCCCAGUGGAAAUCAAGUCCUUCUACAUGCAAAAAUGUAAGGAUGAUCCAAGAGUCACCGAGUCCGUCGAUGUUUUGAUUCCAAACGUUGGUGAAAUCACCGGUGGUUCCAUGAGAACUUAUGACCACGACGAAUUAUUGGCUGGUAUUAAGAGAGAAGGAUUAGAUGCCGACGCUUACUACUGGUUCAUUGACCAAAGAAAGUACGGUACUUGUCCUCACGGUGGGUACGGUUUAGGUACUGAACGUAUCUUGGCUUGGUUAUGUGAUAGAUUCACCGUUAGGGAUUGUUCAUUAUACCCAAGAUUUUCCGGUAGAUGUAAGCCAUAG
Molecule: messenger RNA, 1659 nt
Organism: Spathaspora passalidarum NRRL Y-27907
Lineage: Eukaryota; Fungi; Ascomycota; Pichiomycetes; Serinales; Debaryomycetaceae
Gene: DED81
Product: asparagine--tRNA ligase
Exons: 1
Coding region: 1-1659 (552 amino acids)
Biological process (GO): asparaginyl-tRNA aminoacylation
Cellular component (GO): cytoplasm
Molecular function (GO): ATP binding; asparagine-tRNA ligase activity; nucleic acid binding
Source: RefSeq, a predicted model, not a curated record